Penicillium brasilianum is the source of this 1258-nucleotide messenger RNA. The record is from the annotation of a GenBank genome assembly. Lineage: Eukaryota; Fungi; Ascomycota; Eurotiomycetes; Eurotiales; Aspergillaceae.
CUACCAAGUAUCAUUGUGUUGAAAUUGACUUCUAUUCAAGUAAUGGCGGGCCUAGUGCACAAGCUUAUUGCGCAAUAUUUCCAGCUUGUUGAUCCCCCACAUCUGGAUCUACCGUCAGGAGAUGUUCUGCUACGCCCUGCUGUGCAAAAAGCUCUAUAUGAGCGCAUGUUCGACGAAUCUCUCAGCCCACUCCCGCUAGCUGCGUAUCGAACACGGGUGCUCAAGCUUAUAGUUGCGCGAAUUGAAGAAUCAAUCAAAGACCCCGAUGAAGAUGAGCUAAAUGACAAUCUCAUGGACGCCCUGGGCACGCUUGUGGCUCAACCAAAACCAAGUGCCUUAGAGCUGGUCCAACAACUAUCUCACGUCAAAUAUACUGCCCCUCUACAGUCCUAUCCGACCGCUGACCGGGAGGUGACCACCAUCGAAUCGCGCGGUCUUCUCCUCUCCGGCGGCACGACUGGCAAUCGCACCUGGGAAGCCGCCCUUCAUCUCGGCUCAUUCCUUGCUUCACCAGCAGGCGAUGCCCUCGUACGUGGGAAACGGGUGAUUGAACUCGGCGCGGGAACGGGCUUCCUGUCCCUGUUCUGUGCACGGCAUCUCGGCGUGAGGGGCGUUGUUGCUAGUGAUGGUGAGCCAGCUCUGAUCGAGAAUAUGCGCGCGUGUGUGCCGUUUAAUUAUCAAGGUGACGGCUCUUUCCCCUUCUAUCCUGCUAUGUGGGACUGGGGAGCACCACUGAAAAAAACGGAAGAGUUGGGUUCUUUUGUGGAGGCAGGAGAUUUGAGGUUUGAUGUUGCGCUGGGUGCAGAUCUGGUCUACGAUACCGACAUUAUUCCUCCUCUUUUAUCGACUGUGCGCGAUCUUUUCGACAAUUACCAUGUCAAACAAUUCAUUGUCUCGGUUAUUCUACGCAAUGAGAAAACGUUCCAGACAUUCCUGGAUGGGUGUGAAAAGUAUGCCUUUAGAGUCGAGGCUCUUCCCUUCGAGUCUACGCCAUCAGAGGAGCAAACUGGCUUUUUCCACUCGACAAACAUCCCACUUAAAAUAUAUCAAAUCUCUAAGGCUACGUAAAAGGAAUGGGAUACGUGCUGCAUGAUAAUCAAUGAGGUUAUGAGCAUGUGUAGUCGGCUUAUGGAAAUCGAUUGUACAUCAUUUUCUUGCAUUGCUUCACGCUAAGUGCUUGUCAUUUACCUGAAUAAGGUAUCAUAAGACCGCUGAAGCGACAAGUUAGAAGUAAUAGACUCCGAUACUUGUUCUGAUU